This is a messenger RNA of Acinonyx jubatus (cheetah), 4898 nucleotides long. RefSeq names its product solute carrier family 12 member 7 (gene SLC12A7). The record is from RefSeq and is a predicted model, not a curated record. The transcript is spliced from 25 exons. The coding region runs from base 1646 to 4708 and encodes 1020 amino acids. Gene Ontology annotation, molecular function: potassium:chloride symporter activity. Gene Ontology annotation, biological process: chloride transmembrane transport; potassium ion import across plasma membrane; cell volume homeostasis. NCBI's taxonomy places the organism in Eukaryota, Metazoa, Chordata, Mammalia, Carnivora, Felidae. Gene Ontology annotation, cellular component: membrane.
UGGUGGGGAGUGCGGAUGCUUCUUUCCUGACUUCCAAGUGUGGGGUUUUUAGGGACUUCUGGGAACCUUCCUGAGUGUUGGGCCUGGGUGAAGACCCCUCCAGGCCCCGUGGGGGCUCUGGAGCUGGCAGGUGUGCAAGUGAGGCGUGGCCGCAGGCCCUGGGCCCCCACGGAGGUCGGUGGGCUCAGCCCUUGGAGGGUUGACCCGGCUGGUAGCCCUAUGUCCCCGUCCCUGGCUGAGACUCCUGUUCCUCACUCCCCAGGGCUCUGACCCCAGCCUCGUCCUCACCCCAUCACUGUUCCCCUUUUUGGAUUCCUGUCUGUGACUUCUGCUCUGCAGCUCAGCUCCUGGGGCCACCCAAGGGUCUCCUCCCGGCCCUCUGAAGGGGGCUCUGCUUCCCUGGGCACGGCAGCCAGGGCAGCGGGCAGCGCUCCGAAGCCACGGCCCUGGACCUCAAGUGACUUCUCUCUCGGCGCCGCGGGUGGCUGCUGCCCGGGGUGGGGGGUAGCAGCUGCCGGAGUGGUCGAGCUCGCCUGGGGUGGGGGCAAGGGUUGAGUGAGCUGUGUGGUUCUGGAGAGCGGCCAGGACGGCGGCUUCCGGGUUCGGUUCUGCUGGGCGAGGACACGGGGUUUCAGGAAGGGAGGGAGGCGGCCCGCCGUCCCGUUGGCAGAGAGUCCGUGGCUGGCGCGAGCUCCCAGCACCGUCUUGGAAACGGCUAUCAGCGGUCAUUGUGUCUCAUUGUGUCGUUGAGGGAGAGGUCGUGAUACUAGACGGCGGGUGGGGGAAGGGGCUACCACGCGUGCGCGUGUGCCCAGACUCGGUUUCCGGUGGGGAAGCGGCAAGGUGGAAGCACGCGUGGGGCGUGUUCCCACGUCUCUGUGCGCCUGUUGGGCUCCCAGACGGUCUUCCUGGGGGAGGCCCUUGCCUCGACUAGGUCCCCUGCUGGGAUCGUGUGUGUGCACACGUGGGCUGUGUAUCCGUGUGCAUGUGUGUGCACGCAUGUGGGCUGUGUGUGCACGCACGGGGAGGCGGGCACAGGGGCUUGGUGGUCACGUGGUGUUGGGGUAUCAGGGCAUCUGUUCUUGCCCUCUCAGCCCAGUGAUGUGGCUGGAGGUGUCACUCAGGGGGUGUCUGUUGCCACCCGGGCUCAGGAAGUGGUGGUGAGACACGUCUGUGCCUCUGAUGUGAGAUCUGUUCCCAUGACCAUUAUGAGGAAACUUGCCACAUAGAUCCCUGAGUGUGUUCUAGAAAGUUCCCUAGACAUUCUCAGUGUGAUGCUGCUAUGCUGGGAUGGGUAUCUGAGCUGUGGACACCAUUGGCCGUGGUAGCUGCUUGUGGGGGGGUGGCUGCCGUGAGUUUGGCACGAGGGGCGCCCGUGAGGGUCUGCCUCUCGUGGCCGCUCCCCGAGGGGCUGCGCGGUUACAGGGCCCGCAGGGCAGUUCUGUGAAGACUGGAGCGUCCACCACGGCUGGUGUCCAUUGUGGCCUUGGGUGCGUCAGUGUUCAGAUCAGCGUGUGUCCUGUUCCUGGGGACGUGGAGGCUGCGGGGCCAGCACAUGAUUUGAGGAGAUGGAAACUCGAGAGAAAACAGCCCGUUUAUUAACCAUGUGGAUGUGGAACCAGAGAACUGCUUUGAAGGGAAGAACAUGGCACUUUUUGAGGAGGAAAUGGACAGCAAUCCCAUGGUGUCCUCGUUGCUCAACAAGCUGGCCAACUACACCAACCUGAGCCAGGGCGUGGUGGAGCACGAGGAGGACGAGGACAGCAAGAGGCGAGAGGUCAAGAGCCCGCGCAUGGGCACCUUCAUCGGCGUCUACCUGCCCUGCCUCCAGAACAUCCUCGGCGUGAUCCUCUUUCUGCGCCUGACGUGGAUCGUGGGGGCGGCUGGCGUCCUAGAGUCCUUCCUCAUCGUGUCCAUGUGCUGUACCUGCACGAUGCUGACUGCCAUCUCCAUGAGUGCCAUCGCCACCAACGGUGUGGUCCCAGCUGGCGGCUCCUACUACAUGAUCUCGAGGUCCCUGGGGCCUGAGUUUGGAGGGGCUGUGGGCCUCUGCUUCUAUCUGGGCACGACCUUCGCCGGGGCCAUGUAUAUCCUGGGGACCAUUGAGAUUUUUUUGACCUACAUCUCCCCCAGUGCGGCCAUCAUCCAGGCGGAGACGGUGGGCGACGAGGCCGUGGCCAUGCUGCAUAACAUGCGCGUGUACGGGACGUGCACACUGGUGCUGAUGGCCAUGGUGGUCUUCGUGGGCGUCAAGUACGUCAACAAGCUGGCCCUGGUGUUCCUGGCCUGCGUGGUGCUGUCCAUCCUUGCCAUCUAUGCCGGCGUCAUCAAGACCGCCUUCGACCCGCCGGACAUCCCGGUCUGUCUGCUGGGGAACCGCACCUUGUCGAGACGCGGCUUUGACGUCUGCGCCAAGGUCCACACUGUCAACAACAGUACGAUGCCCACGGCGCUCUGGGGCCUCUUCUGCAACAGCUCCAUGCCCAACGCCACCUGUGACGAGUACUUUGCCCAGAACAAUGUCACGGAGAUCCAGGGCAUCCCUGGCGUGGCCAGCGGCGUCCUCCUGGAUAACCUGUGGAGCUCGUAUGCAGACAAGGGGGCGUUUGUGGAGAGGAAGGGCACACCGUCGGUGCCUGUGCCCGAGGAGAACAGAGCCAGCGGCCUGCCCUACGUCCUCACUGACAUCAUGACCUACUUCACCAUGCUGGUCGGGAUCUACUUCCCCUCUGUGACCGGUAUCAUGGCGGGCUCGAACAGGUCUGGGGACCUCAGGGAUGCCCAGAAGUCCAUCCCCACUGGGACCAUUUUGGCCAUCGUGACGACGUCUUUCAUCUACCUGUCCUGCAUCGUGCUCUUUGGGGCCUGCAUUGAAGGAGUGAUCUUACGAGAUAAGUUUGGGGAGGCCCUGCAGGGGAAGCUGGUCAUCGGCAUGCUGGCCUGGCCGUCCCCCUGGGUCAUCGUCAUCGGCUCCUUCUUCUCCACUUGCGGUGCUGGUCUGCAGAGCCUCACGGGCGCACCACGCCUGCUGCAGGCCAUUGCCCGCGACGGCAUCGUCCCCUUUCUGCAGGUGUUCGGUCACGGGAAGGCCAACGGGGAGCCCACGUGGGCCCUGCUGCUCACAGCCCUCAUCUGUGAGACCGGCAUCCUGAUCGCCUCCCUGGACAGUGUGGCCCCCAUCCUCUCCAUGUUUUUCCUCAUGUGCUACAUGUUCGUGAACCUGGCCUGUGCCGUGCAGACCUUGCUGCGUACCCCCAACUGGCGCCCGCGAUUCAAGUACUACCACUGGGCGCUGUCCUUCCUGGGCAUGAGCCUGUGUCUCGCCCUGAUGUUCAUCUGCUCCUGGUACUACGCCCUGUUUGCGAUGCUCAUCGCCGGCUGCAUCUACAAGUACAUCGAGUACCGCGGGGCCGAGAAGGAGUGGGGUGACGGCAUCAGGGGUCUGUCGCUAAACGCUGCCCGGUUCGCCCUGCUGCGUGUGGAGCACGGCCCCCCCCACACCAAGAACUGGAGGCCGCAGGUGCUGGUGAUGCUGAGCCUGGAUGAGGAGCAGUGUGUAAAGCACCCCCGACUGCUGUCCCUCACCACCCAGCUCAAGGCCGGCAAGGGCCUGACCAUCGUGGGCUCCGUGCUGGAGGGCACCUACCUGGACAAGCACUCGGAGGCCCAGCGGGCCGAGGAGAACAUCCGGGCUCUGAUGAGCGCGGAGAAGACCAAGGGUUUCUGCCAGCUGGUGGUGUCCUCCAACCUGCGCGAUGGCAUGUCCCACCUGAUCCAGUCGGCUGGCCUGGGGGGCAUGAAGCACAACACGGUGCUCAUGGCCUGGCCCGAGUCCUGGAAGAGGGAGGACAACACCUUCUCCUGGAAGAACUUCGUCGAGACCGUCAGAGACGCCACGGCGGCGCAGCAGGCCCUGCUGGUGGCCAAGAACGUGGACCUGUUUCCACAAAACCAGGAGCGCUUCAGCGACGGGGAUAUCGACGUGUGGUGGGUCGUGCACGACGGGGGCCUGCUCAUGCUGCUGCCUUUCCUGCUACGGCAGCACAAGGUGUGGAGAAAGUGCCGGAUGCGCAUCUUCACGGUGGCCCAGGUGGACGACAACAGCAUCCAGAUGAAGAAGGACCUUCAGGUGUUCCUGUAUCACCUCCGGAUCAGCGCCCAGGUGGAGGUGGUGGAGAUGGUCGAAAACGACAUCUCGGCGUUCACGUACGAGAGGACGUUGAUGAUGGAGCAGAGAUCCCAGAUGCUGAAGCAGAUGCAGCUCUCCAAGACCGAGCGGGCGAGAGAGGCCCAGCUCAUCCACGACAGGAAUACCGCGUCCCAUUCAGUGGUGGCCACCAGGACCCAAGCCCCACCCACACCGGACAAAGUGCAGAUGACCUGGACCAAGGAGAAGCUGGCCGCCGAGAAGUUUAAGAACAAGGAGCCAGGCGCGUCCGGGUUCAAAGACCUCUUCAGCCUGAAGCCAGAAUGGGGAAGUCUGAACCAGUCCAACGUCCGGCGGAUGCACACGGCCGUGAAGCUUAAUGGUGUCGUCCUCAGCAGGUCCCGGGGGGCUCAGCUGGUCCUGCUGAACAUGCCAGGACCCCCCAAAAACCGGCAGGGGGACGAGAACUACAUGGAGUUCCUGGAGGUCCUGACCGAAGGACUCAACAGGGUCCUCCUGGUCAGGGGCGGCGGCCGGGAGGUGGUCACUAUCUACUCCUGACACACCGGGCGGGCUGGGAAGUGUGCCCCGUGUGGCUUCAUAUACAAGUUUCCAGAAUGGCCCCACAGCACUCCUCUCCGGGCCAGGAGCCAGCACGCAGCUGCCGAGGUUUCCUCGUUUGGAGGGGAGACGUCGAUGCUCGAGGGGACCUGGGACACAGCCCUCCGUCUCCUGACCUCCUGACCUCCUG